GGUAGUUGGGCUUCCGCCGCCCGCCGCCUCCGCUUCCGCUCCCCCAAAUUGGAAACGAGUCCCUCCAACGGACGCCGCAGCAGCCAGUGAAAAGGCGAGGUCGAGCGAGCGCAGGCGCCGCAGCGGCUGCCGCGCCGCGCCCGCGCCCUGCGCCCACCUCCUCCCUCCCCUUCCCCCUUUCCAUUUCCCACUCCUCUAUUCCAACCGCCAGAGCCCCCCAACGCCACCAGGAACAACCAGCCCCCCCUCUUCCCUCCCCCCAAAAUUUCUUCCCGGCUCCGAAAUGGCGGACUCCCAGGUGGAGGCGAUGAGGAGGGCGUUCGCGAGCAUCAUGCUCAACAUGGCGCAGGAGUCGGCGGCGCGGGUGCUGGAGGCGGAGCGGCGCGCGGCGGCGCUCGCCGCCGGGCGCGAGGCCGCCAAGGAGGACGGCGUCGCUGCGCUCCUGCGGCUCAAGGCCAUCAUGGAGGCCAGGGUUAAAGAGGUAGAACUGGGAUCUUUGGCGCAUGUUAAAAGAAUCAAGGAACUAGAAGAGCAGUUGCAUGGUGCACAAAAUAUUAUGGCCUCUCUUAAAGUGGAGCUGCAUCAGGCACAUAAUGAAUUAGAGCAGACAAGGGAAACCUUAGCUGAGGCAAGAAUAAAUGGCCUUCCUACAUACAAGGAAGCUGAUUCUAACAAAGACACCAGCCCUCGUUCUAAGAUACAUCAACAAGGAGAAAAUAUAUUGUUGAAGAAUAAAAAGAACGCAGAGGACUGUGAUGACACUUGGCUUGUUCCUAUAGCCGCAAAAGAGAAUGGAGCAGUGGAAAAAUUGGACAUAAAUCAUUGUAGUCCUGAUCUGCCAUCGUUUAUGGAAAGGAGUAAGAAACCUAAGUUCAAUCAUAAUGGGUGCACACAGCGUAUCCAUGCACUUAAACAACCGGCUCAAGGAACAGAUGCAUCCCUGAAGCAAAAUCAGAAGCAGGCUACUGUAUUAAAUAGUUGUUCAAAGACCAGUCAGAAUUAUGCAGCUCAAAUCCCAUGCCACACAAGGUCCAUCACGGAAGAGAUACUUCAAACAAAAUUUCUGGGUAAGUACAAGCGCAAGAGAAGCAGAAGAAGCAGGCCUAGUUAUAAGUUCGAUAAUUCUACUAGUGAGCAUGGGGAAGCAGAAGACAAGUUAUCUGAUACAUCUGAAGGAAAUGGGUGUUUGCUGCUUCUUCAGGCUCUUGAACAGGAACUAUCACCUCCUAAGAUUUCUGCUGGACAGGCUAGGGAGGCCUUAAGUGAUAUCAAGAAAGACUUAAAAAUAGGCAGGAGGGAUGCUAGCUUAAAUCAGGGAACUGCUUUCCCUGAACUUCUUGAUGCCCUUGCAAUAAACAACAUGCAAGUGAAAAAGAGAAAAAGAACAAAGACCGUCAGGGUUGUGGAAAAGGAAUUUUGUAAUUCCAAAGGUGUUCCUAGAUCUGCUAACACCUUGCUUAGGACAACCAGUGAUAAAAGCAUGUCUGAUAAUGAAUUGAUCUAUGAGAUGACACAGAAUCGCUCAGAUACACCUGCUGAAGAAAAUGGUCCUCUGAAAUAUACUGAAGAAAACUGUAUGCAUCAGACUGGUGCAGAUAAUGGUCAAUUUUAUCCUGAAAAGAGCUCUGCAGUGCUCCUUCAAUCGACCAAAAGUGAAGCUACAGAUUAUGGUAACUUAGUGGUGGACCAGCUAAAGCAGAAAACACCAAAUACUAAUAUUGCAAUCCGGAAAGAAGUUUCCGAGGAUGGAAGCUGCAGUUUAGCUUCACAUAAGGCUGGUGCUUCUACUAUUAUUUCCUUGGACAAAGAAGAAAAAUUGAAGGCAUCUUCUGGACUUCCCGUGCAAGCUUUAGAUAAAAGUAAUGCUUCAAUUGGCAUCUCCCUGAACAAAGAAGAGCAUGCAAAAACAGGUUCUGAAGCCUCCAAGCAAACUGAAGGUGCCAGACAUAUCAAAUACACAUUCAACCGUAGGAAGCGCAAGUGUGUGUCUAUAUACAACAUGCGCGCUGUCCCUGAGAAGAGUUGCGACCUGGGUAAGCAAAAUCCUCAUCUAGAUCCUGUCAUGCAAGAUCAUCCAAUGGGUUCUCCUCGAGGCAGUAACCAUCUAGUCCGAAUUGCCCAACAGCUCAUUUUGUUGUCAGAGCAUAAAUGAUGUGAGUUUUGAUACAUAAAGAUAAAGAAGGGAUUGGUUCAAUGCCUCGGUGGCAUAAUAUUUAAGGGACUCAUGUUAAAUGAAUUUUGCAAUAUCUAAUCCAUUCGAUUUCUUCCUUGGAGGAGUAGAAUAGUUCUGAUGGUGACAAUAGACAGAUCAAGAAAGCAGCUCAACCUGAUAGUUGCUACUGUAGUCGACUGUAUAGUUUAGGCAGUAAGUUAAACUGUUACUUAAUUGUUGAUGAAUUUGGAAUUAGUGUUUUAAGUAGGUGAUAAAUUUUGAGUUAUUAUUGUGUCAUCGAUCGAGUUAUUAGAAUUCAAAAUGGGAAGAAUCGCUCCCUGCAGCAGAAAGGUUUUUAAAGUUUAAACCAAUCUCUCGAUCACACACUCUUGUUUUCCAUGAAGUUCCUUUA
This is a messenger RNA of Panicum virgatum (switchgrass), 2564 nucleotides long. RefSeq lists its product as uncharacterized. Lineage: Eukaryota; Viridiplantae; Streptophyta; Magnoliopsida; Poales; Poaceae. The transcript has 5 exons. The record is from RefSeq and is a predicted model, not a curated record. The coding region runs from base 284 to 2152 and encodes 622 amino acids.